Messenger RNA from Exophiala spinifera, 2253 nucleotides. RefSeq lists its product as uncharacterized. The transcript is spliced from 7 exons. Lineage: Eukaryota; Fungi; Ascomycota; Eurotiomycetes; Chaetothyriales; Herpotrichiellaceae. The record is from RefSeq and is a predicted model, not a curated record. Bases 1 to 2253 code for a protein of 750 amino acids. Gene Ontology annotation, biological process: DNA-templated transcription; regulation of DNA-templated transcription. Gene Ontology annotation, molecular function: DNA-binding transcription factor activity, RNA polymerase II-specific; DNA binding; zinc ion binding.
AUGACUUCCCAGCCAGCCGCGCAGUCCGAGCAAAACAAAGGUAAAGGCAAGCAUGUGAGCACCGCCUGCUCGGGUUGCAGACGUCGAAAAAUCAAAUGCGACGGCAUUACACCUAAGUGUUCCAACUGCGUACUGUAUGACCAAGAGUGCGUCUUCCAGUAUGGCGUGGACAAACGCAAGAUCGCUCCUAAGGAGAGACUACAAGCCCUUACGGCCUACUGUCAUCAACUAGAGUCUCUUUUGCGCACCCAUGGAAUUCCAUUACCCAGGCCGCCUCCGUUGCAUGUUCAGAAAGAUGGCAUAGGCGAAUUCAGUCCGACCCAAGCUGGGAAUACCGCCGUUGUCACAUCUUCUACCUGGUCAAGCGCUGAGGAUCAAGAUCAAAAGACUCACAACGGGCAUGGUAUCUCCAAUGUCUAUCUCGUUCCAGAUCUAGAUGACAAAGACUCCUACCUUGACGGUGGAGUGGACGCAGCAGCCACAGAAGUAGAUCAACCGUAUCCAGAAUCGGAUACCCUUGCUGAUCAACUAUCCGGGCGGAUGGGAUCUCUGCAAAUCGCCGAGGACGGCCAAUUACGAUUCUACGGCGCGACUUCUAAUUUGCAUAUCUUGCACAAUGGUCCGCUAUCAUUGUCUCGAUCACGGUUUCGCUCCCUCUCGCAGGAAGGAUCCAACCUCCUCCAUGGCGCCGGGGUUGGUCAUCUCGUUGACCAAGACCUUGAGGAUCAUCUCCUCAGGCUCUACUUUUGUUGGGAGGAUCCCACGAUUCAUGUUGUAGAGGAGUCGAUUUUCUGGCGCGAACGCAGGAGGUGCCUUUCGGGCCACCACUUCAGCUCCUAUUACUCGGAAGUCUUGUCAAAUGCAAUGUGUGCUGUAGGAGCCACCAUGACAUCAAGGAAAUGUCCACACUUGCCCGAACCGCUACCGGACUUUUUCGCCACCAGGUCUAAAACCCUACUAGACCUUGAAAUGGAUGCUCCAACACUCUCGACCGUUCAGUCUUUUGCCAUUCUAAGUGGCAUAGAAGCUGCUCUGACAAGGGAUGCCCGUGGUUGGCUCGACAGUGGCAUGGCAGUAAGACUCGCAGUUGACCUAGGCCUUCAUCUGGACCCCGAGCCCUAUGUACAAGCAGGUAUUAUCACACGAGAGGAGCAGAUUAUUCGGAAAGUCGUCUGGGGUGGUGUCUUUGUCCAUGACAGGAUGUGGAGCCUUUAUGUUGGUAGACCGGUUGCUUUGGACGACAAGCACAUCACUGUGCGAUGGGCACUCCCGGAGAAUCUUAUGGGGACUAAACCAAAGUAUUGGUCUUCUUACACUGAUGACGACGAAGCUCCGGACUCGCCCGUUGUUCUUGACCCUAUCGAUGAUCUAUGCUAUUGGAACAUUAAACUUUGUGCCAAUAUGACAGCAAUAAGAGAGACUCUUUACCCUGAUGGAAUAGGCGAUGUGCGGAGCCUGAGACAACUUUGCGAUUUCGCAACUGAAAUGAGCCAGACGUUGGCACUUUGGAAGGAUGGACUUCCCGAAAGCCUCUCCGUCAAUUACGACGACACAACAACAUACUAUCUCCCGCAUGUCCUACAGUUACACAUGCAAUAUCACUGCGUGAUGAUUAUCACGAAUCGUCCUUUCUUUGCUUCGACAAGGAAGAUGAUUGACCUUAGUCCGCUGGAGAUUUCCAACCGUAGAGAUGCCUGCACAGACGCUGCUGAUGAUAUCGCUAGGUUGGUCCAUAUAUACCGGCGUCUAUACGGACUCAGAAGAAUCAACAUACAGGCUGUGCAUCUUCUGUUUACUGGCACGCUCAUACAUGUGUUCACGGCAUGUGGUGCCCUGGACAAAACAAAAAGCGACAAUGCAUGGAAGAAUCUCGAAACUUGCUGCCAGGCACUCAGCGAGAUGAGCCUCUCGUUCAAAAACGCUGGAAGAGCUUUUGAAGUGAUCAUGAGCAUCAAAAGCGAUCUCUUGAAGAGGUCCCGCUCCAGAUUAAAGCGAUCGAAUCCUUGGCAUGACGGACAGGACUUCGAUGCUGAUUCCCAAAGGAAAAGACGCUCGACUAUGCCUGAGAGUGAAUUAUUGCCCUUCGAAGACUUUGGGGCUUCUAACUUUGAUCCAUCAUUUGACUCGGCUGCGCCUUUGAAUUUCUUUGAUACAUCCUACGACGACUUCUCCCUUGACAGUCUAUUCUGGACCGGGUUCAACUCAUUGGAGUUGCCACAUUUACCACCUCAAAAUCCACAGAAUGGGCCUUGA